AUGGAGGCGAAGGUCGAUAAGCUAGAACUGAUGUUCCAGAAAGCUGACUCUGAUCUGACUCUGGAUUAUAUUCAGUACAGGCUGGAAUAUGAAAUCAAGUCUAAUCAUCAUGAUUCAGCAGGAGAGAAAAAUCCAGUAACACUCAUAAAGGAAUUAUCAGCCAUAAAGUCUCGAUACCAAACUUUGUAUGCACAUUUUAAACCUGUUGCGAUUGAACAGAAAGAGAUUAAGAGCCGCAUUUAUACUACUUUGAAUAAAACUAUGACCAUGAUAGAAGAACUACGAAAGCAAACAGAUGUGGAGCUGUUACCACUGACUGAAGAAGAAAAAACUGGAACAGAACAGUUAAAAUCUCAUAUGCCACACUUAUGA
Messenger RNA from Octodon degus (degu), 372 nucleotides. RefSeq names its product spindle and kinetochore-associated protein 2-like. Gene Ontology annotation, biological process: cell division; chromosome segregation; mitotic cell cycle. Gene Ontology annotation, cellular component: outer kinetochore; spindle microtubule. The transcript has a single exon. NCBI's taxonomy places the organism in Eukaryota, Metazoa, Chordata, Mammalia, Rodentia, Octodontidae. Gene Ontology annotation, molecular function: microtubule binding. Bases 1 to 372 code for a protein of 123 amino acids. The record is from RefSeq and is a predicted model, not a curated record.